This is a messenger RNA of Xenopus laevis (African clawed frog), 1207 nucleotides long. Its product is annotated as amine sulfotransferase. Lineage: Eukaryota; Metazoa; Chordata; Amphibia; Anura; Pipidae. Bases 89 to 982 code for a protein of 297 amino acids. The record is from RefSeq and is a predicted model, not a curated record. The transcript is spliced from 7 exons.
UACAUUCUAUAAAAGCCCUUUUGAGUUUUGACAUAGAAUUAUAUCAUUAUUUCUAGUGCAGACAAGAAAGAAACAGAUCUGGUGGAAAAUGUCUGAAGUUGAUGUCAAUGAGACUGAUCCAUUCAUGUUCAAAUAUCGAGGAGUAUAUUUUCAAACGGAGUAUACUUCUCCCCAAAAAAUUGAUUCUAUCCAGGACUUUAAAGUUAAAGAUAGUGACGUUUUUCUGGUUACAUUUCCAAAAACUGGGACAAUCUGGACACAGCAGAUUCUCAGUCUAAUUUUUAAUGAAGGUCAUCGUAAUGGAACAGAAACAGUUGCUACCAACUACAGAGUCCCGUGGAUUGAAUAUAACAUUAAGAAUGUGGACUAUGACAAUCGUCCUUCUCCUCGUCUUUUUUCAUCACAUUUGCCCUACUAUUUAGUUCCAAAGGAUCUCAGGAACAGGAAAGGUAAAAUCAUUUAUGUUGCCAGAAACCCAAAGGAUACGGCUGUUUCAUUUUAUCACUUUCUUAAAGUCCUUGUGAAAAUAAAAGAAGUAAAUGAAUGGGAAUCAUUCUUGGAUCACUAUUUAUCAGGGAAAGUGAUAGGGGGUUCUUGGUUUGAUCAUGUCAAAGGAUGGUACACCCACCAGGAAGAUUUUAACAUUUUAUUUCUGACAUAUGAGGAGAUGAAAAAGGAUCUACGUUCUGCUGUGCUAAAAAUUAGCAAAUUUGUGGAGAAAGAACUCGAGGAAAGAGAAGUGGACACCAUUGUAGAAAAGGCAACAUUCCAAAACAUGAAAAAGGACCCUCUUGCUAAUUAUACUCAUGUGUCAACAGACCAUUUAGACAUGGGGAAAGGAAGUUUUCUUCGAAAAGGCACAGUUGGAGACUGGAAAAACCUAAUGACUGUAGCACAAAACGAGAAAUUUGAUACGUUUUAUCAUGAACAGAUGAGAGGCAUACCCAUCAAUUUUACUUGGGAUAUCAAUGAGGAAAAAUGAAUUCUACAAGUUUAUCUGCCUCUCAAACAAUAAAAAAUAUGGUCUGAGACUUUUGAAAAUAUCUCUCUUUCAAGUGACUUGAGUUGUACAUUAGUAGAUCUUGUUCUGCCUACACAUUCACUAAAACGUUAAACUCACGCUUGUUGGAUUAAAAAUCCAGGAUUCUGGCUCCUAAGUAAAAAAAAAAUAAAAAUUCAUUCACUAAAUAAACAUUUAACUUAAAAA